Elgaria multicarinata webbii is the source of this 2565-nucleotide messenger RNA. It is a transcript of the gene PGGHG, whose product is annotated as protein-glucosylgalactosylhydroxylysine glucosidase. The transcript has 14 exons. The record is from RefSeq and is a predicted model, not a curated record. Gene Ontology annotation, molecular function: protein-glucosylgalactosylhydroxylysine glucosidase activity. Gene Ontology annotation, biological process: carbohydrate metabolic process. Bases 101 to 2176 code for a protein of 691 amino acids. NCBI's taxonomy places the organism in Eukaryota, Metazoa, Chordata, Lepidosauria, Squamata, Anguidae. Gene Ontology annotation, cellular component: cytosol.
GUCGCCGCCUCAAAGAGCCUCCGAGGAUUGGAGUCCGCUCCGUCGGGGUGCAGGUGGCACUUCAACCCUUCUCCCACCCCUCUGCUCAUGAUAUCGAGCAAUGGCAGAGGAAGACCCUGCGGUGUUCACGUCUGGCACUCUCCCCUCUGACCCCCGUCUCCUUGCAACAGUGACCAAUGCCUAUCUGGGCACCUGUGUCUACAGGGACAUCCUCCAUGUAAACGGGGUGUACAAUGGAGCGGUUGGGGACACUCAUCGUGCUGAUAUUCCGAGUCCUGUUAAUGUCAGAAUGAGUGUGGCAGCUGAGAAGAGCCUGAGUGAGAAGUUCUCCCUGGACACCAAGACAGGGACCUAUAUCCACACUAUCCAGUCCUUGGGUUAUACAGCCACUCACAAGAUCUAUGCCCACCACUCCCUUGUCCACCUUCUGGCCUUUAGCAUCACCAUCCAGAGGUCAGCUCCCAAAGCUCAGCCCAUCACCGUGAACCUCCAGGCCCAAUUCACACCACAGAGUCGAGACCUGGACUUACACAGAGGGCCAGAUUUCGAGGGAGCUCGCUAUCUCUAUGGAAAGACAUUGGUCCCUGAAGUGGAGGGUGGUCCUCAGCCUACUGUACACAUGAUUUGGACUCCAGUGCCACCCUCAGUGACCCUCCCUGGGGAGGAGAAGGAGAAGAGUUGGGAGUUCCUCACUGCCCUAGCAGAGAGCGAAAAGGAUGUGAAAAGGGACUUCAGCAAAGGGAUGUCCCUGAUUGGAUCUGGUUCCUUGUAUCUGUCUCACACUCAGGCCUGGGCUGCACUCUGGGAAGGAUGCUGUGUAGAAGCUGAUGGGCCUCUUUCACUAAGCCAGGCCAUCUACGGAUGCCUCUAUUACCUUUUAAGUGCCAUCCCUCCUCUGGGCUCUUCGGACUUCCCAUUCUCUGGAAUCAGCCCUGGAGGCCUUUCUAAUGGCACAUCUGGUGAAGAUUACUGGGGUCAUGUCUUCUGGGACCAGGAUACCUGGAUGUACCCAAACAUCUUGCUUUUCUACCCAGAAGCAGCUCGUGCUGUCCUGAAAUACCGGAUCCAAACACUAGGAGGAGCUCUGCACAAUGCACAGGAGCAAGGAUACAAGGGUGCCAAGUUCCCCUGGGAGAGUGCAGCCACCGGCCGAGAGGUCUGCCCUGAGAAAGUCUAUGGAGACGAAGAGAUUCACAUCAAUGGAGAUGUUAUGCUGGCGUUUGAGCAGUAUUACUACAUCACACAGGACUUGAAGCUCUUUCAGCAGGAAGGUGGCUGGGAUGUGGUCCAUGCCAUUGCGCAGUACUGGUGCAGCCGGGUGGUGUGGAACUCAGAAGAGCAGAACUACCACAUCAAUGGUGUCCUGCCCCCAGAUGAAUAUCAUUGUGCUAUAGAUAACUCUGUUUAUACCAAUGCCAUUGCUCAGCGGAGCUUGGAUUUUGCAAUUGACCUGGGCUCCCAGUUGCACAUCCCCAUCCCUGCUGAGUGGAAUGCCGUUGCGAAGAAAAUAAAAGUGCCUUUUGAUAAAAGCAGGAGCUACCACCCGGAAUAUGAUGGGUACUGCCCAGGUGAGCAGGUGAAACAGGCUGAUGUUGUUUUGCUUGGAUUCCCCAUCAUGUAUCCCAUGGACCCAGAAGUCAGAAGGAAUGACCUAGAGAUGUAUGAGCCUGUGACUGACCCUCAGGGGCCAGCCAUGACCUGGAGCAUGUUUGCAAUUGGCUGGCUGGAGCUGAAGGAGAUGGAGAGAGCACAACAGCAGCUGAGCAAGUGUUUCAGCAACAUCACUGAGCCAUUCAAGAUCUGGGCAGAGAACUCGGAUGGUUCAGGAGCGGUGAACUUCCUGACGGGGAUGGGUGGUUUUCUGCAAGCCAUCCUCUUUGGAUACACGGGGUUCAGGAUCACCAAGAAGCGCUUGAACUUUGACCCUGUUUGUCCUGAUGAUGUAAAGGAGCUGAAGAUCACGGGGGUGUGUUACUUAGGAAGCAAGCUGGAUUUCACCCUCACCAAAGAAAACGUCACCAUCAAAGUGACAAAAUCCUCCCCUGACCCACAGUCGUCUAGGCUGGAGGCUGUGCUGGCAGGAACCGGCAAGCGCCUUCCCUUAAAUGAAGGACAGGGUGUCUCCUUCCCUAUGGCUGAUGGUUGGAUCCAGAAAGCACCUGCUGGAACAUUGUAAACCCAUUUUUGUUUUUAAUUUCAUGGCAAGUAUGAAAACUACAUCUUCUUGAUUGGAAGGUAAUGGCAGAUGGCCAGUGUCUGAGAGCACCCUUCUCUGUAAAUGUUCAACACGAUGGAGGAGUCUGAACCUUCGCUGCAUUAUUCAUAAAAGCAACCUGCUCAAAUGGGACUUGGUUUCAAGUUCUCCACCAACACUUCGUCAGAGAUGUAGCUUCCUUCCUGACCACUGGGUAGAUUUUGAAAGGUUCAGGCUUUGUGUGGGAAGGUAGUCCUUAAAGUAGUUUUAAGAACUCUCCUGAUAAUUUACUUAUUGUACCCCAUGAUUUGCUUAUUAAAAUACAGCUGUUACUUCCUUAUAAGCCACAGCAUUUUGUCAGGCCAAAAACU